Molecule: messenger RNA, 2100 nt
Organism: Oenanthe melanoleuca
Lineage: Eukaryota; Metazoa; Chordata; Aves; Passeriformes; Muscicapidae
Product: regulator of nonsense transcripts 2
Exons: 13
Biological process (GO): nuclear-transcribed mRNA catabolic process, nonsense-mediated decay
Cellular component (GO): cytoplasm; exon-exon junction complex
Molecular function (GO): RNA binding; protein binding
Source: RefSeq, a predicted model, not a curated record
GUCGGCACUGUGGAGAUGACAUUGCUGGUUUGGUACCAAGGAAAGUAAAAACUGUUGCAGAGAAGUUUAACUUGAGCUUUCCUCCUAGUGAGAUAAUUAGCCCAGAGAAACAACAGCCCUUCCAGAAUUUGUUGAAGGAAUACUUUACAUCUUUGACCAAACACCUGAAAAGGGACCACAGGGAGCUACAAAAUAUUGAAAGACAAAACAGACGCAUUCUUCACUCCAAAGGAGAGCUGAGUGAAGAUCGACACAAGCAAUAUGAGGAAUUUGCAAUGUCGUAUCAGAAGCUGUUGGCAAAUUCUCAGUCUCUGGCUGAUCUUUUGGAUGAGAACAUGCCUGACCUCCCCCAGGAGAAACCUACGCCCGAGGAACAUGGACCUGGUAUUGAUAUUUUCACACCAGGAAAGCCUGGAGAAUAUGACCUGGAGGGGGGUAUCUGGGAAGAUGAAGAUGCUAGAAACUUCUAUGAGAAUCUCAUUGACUUGAAGGCUUUUGUGCCAGCAAUUUUGUUUAAAGAUAAUGAAAAAUAUUCCCAGAGCAAGGAUUCCAGCAAAGAUGAAUCAAGAGAUUCAAAAGAUGCCAAAGAUAAUAAGGAAGCAGCUGGAAAUGAGGAUCUGGAAUUGGAGCUGGAGAACCUGGAUAUUAAUGAUGAUGCACUGGAGUUGGACUGUGGAGAUGAGGCAGAAGAUCUUACAAAGAAGCUUCUUGAUGAGCAAGAACAAGAGGAUGAAGAAGCCAGUACUGGAUCUCAUUUAAAACUCAUAGUAGAUGCUUUUCUUCAGCAGCUUCCAAAUUGUGUCAACAGAGACCUCAUAGACAAGGCAGCAAUGGAUUUUUGCAUGAAUAUGAAUACAAAAGCCAACAGAAGAAAACUGGUACGAGCCCUUUUCAUAGUUCCUAGACAAAGAUUGGAUUUGCUACCAUUUUAUGCAAGACUGGUUGCCACACUGCAUCCCUGUAUGUCUGACGUAGCAGAGGAUCUGUGUUCCAUGCUGAAAGGGGAUUUCAGAUUCCAUGUAAGAAAAAAGGACCAGAUCAACAUUGAAACAAAGAAUAAAACUGUGAGAUUUAUUGGUGAGCUUACCAAGUUCAAGAUGUUCUCCAAGAACGAUACUCUCCACUGUCUAAAGAUGCUUCUGUCAGACUUCUCUCAUCACCAUAUUGAAAUGGCAUGUACCUUGCUGGAAACCUGUGGAAGAUUCCUCUUCAGAUCACCAGAAUCUCACUUAAGAACCAGCGUUCUUUUGGAACAAAUGAUGAGGAAAAAACAAGCAAUGCAUCUUGAUGCACGCUAUGUUACAAUGGUAGAAAAUGCCUAUUACUACUGUAAUCCCCCUCCAGCUGAAAAAACUGUGAAGAAAAAACGUCCUCCUUUGCAGGAAUAUAUCCGUAAGCUUCUUUACAAAGAUCUCUCCAAGGUCACCACAGAGAAGGUCCUGAGACAGAUGCGCAAGCUGCCUUGGCAGGAUGCAGAAGUAAAGGACUAUGUUAUAUGCUGUAUGAUCAACAUCUGGAAUGUGAAAUAUAAUAGUAUUCACUGUGUAGCCAACCUCUUAGCAGGGUUGGUCCUUUACCAGGAAGAUGUUGGAAUUCAUGUUGUGGAUGGAGUGCUAGAGGAUAUUCGACUAGGAAUGGAGGUUAAUCAACCAAAGUUCAACCAACGACGGAUCAGCAGUGCCAAGUUUUUGGGGGAGCUUUACAAUUAUCGAAUGGUGGAGUCAGCUGUAAUAUUUAGAACUCUGUAUUCCUUCACCUCGUUUGGUGUGAACCCUGAUGGCAGUCCUAGUCCACUGGACCCUCCAGAACACCUUUUCAGAAUCAGACUUGUCUGCACUAUCCUCGAUACCUGUGGGCAGUAUUUUGACAGAGGAUCCAGCAAGCGAAAACUUGAUUGCUUCCUUGUAUAUUUUCAGCGCUACGUGUGGUGGAAAAAAAGUCUGGAUGUUUGGACAAAAGACCACCCUUUUCCUAUAGACAUAGACUAUAUGAUCAGUGAUACACUGGAACUGCUGAGACCAAAGAUAAAGCUCUGCAAUUCUCUGGAAGAAGCUGUCAGACAGGUGCAAGACUUGGAACGAGAAUUCUUAAUUAAAUUGG